Molecule: messenger RNA, 1221 nt
Organism: Glycine soja
Lineage: Eukaryota; Viridiplantae; Streptophyta; Magnoliopsida; Fabales; Fabaceae
Exons: 2
Coding region: 1-1221 (406 amino acids)
Source: RefSeq, a predicted model, not a curated record
AUGAAGGCAAUUCUGGGUUAUCAAGAAGUGGCUGAAAUUGUUGAGGAAGGUUAUCCCACAAUCACUAAAGGCUCUACAGAAGCACAAAAAGCCCUUUAUAUAGAAAACAAGAAGAAAAAUUGUAAAGCUACAGUCUUGAUUCAUCAGUGUGUAGAUGAUGCACACUUUGAGAAGAUUGCAGGCGCUGCAACUUCACGAGAAACAUGGAAGAUCUGGGAGAAAUGUAAUGAGGGUGCAGAACAAUUGAAGAAGGAGAAACUACAAACGACGAGGCGUCAAUGUGAAUUGAUGCAAAUGGAGAACAAUGAAAAGAUAGCUGAUUUCUUCAAUAGAAUCAUCACUCACACAAAUGUUAUGAAGAACUGUGAUGAGAAGAUUUCAAACCAAACAAUUGUAGAAAAGAUCCCGAGAACUCUUAAUCCCAAGUUCAACCACAUUGUCGUAGCCAUUGAAGAAUCCAAGAAACUUGAGGAAAUAACAGUAGAAGAACUUCAAGGUUCUCUUGAAUCACAUGAAGAAAGACUCAUUGAAAGAGAAACAACGAAGCCAGGGGAUCAUCAAACAUUGCAGGCUCAUACAUCAAAGAGAGUAGGCAAUAAUUCCAAAGAGUGUGUAGCCACACCAAGUAGCAUAGAUCACAUGGGGAAUCAGUCACACAAUGAUUAUCAAGCACAUAUGGCCAAAGAAGAGAAUGAAGUAGACUCUGAAGAACAACCCUUGAUGCUGAUGAUGAUUACCGAUUCAGAAUCUCAUAAUAAUGAAACCCGAUAUAGAGAUUCUGGAUACACAAACCAUAUGAUUGGACAUAGGGAUUGGCUCGUCAAUUUUGAUGCAAUGAAGAAGAGCAAAGUAAGGUUUGCAGACAACAGAGUUAUACAAGCUGAAGGAGCGGGGAAUGUGGCUAUUAGAAGACUAGAUGGAAGACAAGCAAUGAUCACAGAUGUACUCUAUGUUCCUGGGAUGAAGAGUAACCUGAUAAGUAUGGGUCAACCUCUAGAGAAGGGAUUUUCAAUGAAAAUGAGUAAUGGGUCUUUGGAAGUCUAUGAUACAACAAAGAAAAUGAUUAUGAAAGCCCCAUUGGCCAGAAAUAGAACGUUUAAGGUAAAUCUGAAUACUAUUGAACCUCAAUGCUUCUCUGCUGUUACAUUGUCUGAUGACUCAUGGUUAUGGCAUCUAAGGCUAGGACACUUGAAUUUUAAAGAUUUAAGCCUAUUGAGAUAA